This is a messenger RNA of Pezoporus flaviventris, 3270 nucleotides long. RefSeq names its product phosphatidylglycerophosphate synthase 1 (gene PGS1). NCBI's taxonomy places the organism in Eukaryota, Metazoa, Chordata, Aves, Psittaciformes, Psittacidae. The record is from RefSeq and is a predicted model, not a curated record. Gene Ontology annotation, cellular component: mitochondrion. The transcript has 10 exons. Gene Ontology annotation, biological process: cardiolipin biosynthetic process. Gene Ontology annotation, molecular function: CDP-diacylglycerol-glycerol-3-phosphate 3-phosphatidyltransferase activity. Bases 1 to 1674 code for a protein of 557 amino acids.
AUGGCGGCGGCGGGGGGUGCGGCGCUGUGGCGGCGGCUCUCGGCCUGGCUGCCGCGGGGCCGCCUGGGCCUGGCCGCGCUGCUCGGCCGCCUCUCGGAUCGCCUGUCCCGCGGCCGCGACCGCCGUGCUCGCAGAUCAUCAUGGCUUCUCCUAGCCCCAUUGCUCACCCCUUCUGUUCCUGUGAUCACAGCCCCACCUUGUUCCCUCUGUCCAGAAGGAGCACACAGGUUCCAGUGGAUUGGGAAUCUGGUUCCAGAGUUUGGAAUCUCCAGCUCACAUAUCAAGGUGCUUUCAUCCCCAGCUGAAUUCUAUGAACUCUUGAAGGUACAGAUAAAAUCAGCCAAGCAGCGAGUGGUGAUGGCUUCACUCUACCUGGGAACAGGGCUCCUUGAGCAGGAGCUGGUGGAUUGCUUAGAAGAAACACUGGAGAAAUCCUUCCAAGCAAAGGGAUCGUCUGACCUCAGAGUUUCCAUUCUUCUGGACUACACCAGAGGAUCUCGGGGUCGGAAGAAUUCCCGGACGAUGCUGAUUCCAUUGCUGCAGCGAUUUCCCGAGCAAGUCCGUGUGUCCCUCUUCCACACCCCAAAUCUGCGUGGGCUGCUCAGGCUCCUGAUUCCAGAGCGCUUUAAUGAGACCAUUGGACUGCAGCACAUCAAGGUCUAUCUCUUUGAUGAUAAUGUGAUCCUCAGCGGUGCAAACCUGAGUGAUUUGUACUUCACCAAUCGCCAGGACCGCUAUGUUCUCCUGCAGGACUCUCCUGAGAUCGCAGACUUCUUCACGGAGCUGGUGGAUGCAAUUGGAGACGUGUCCCUGCAAUUGCAGCGAGAUGAUUCAGUGCAGAUGAUGGAGGGGAUGGUGCACCCCUACCAGGGGGACAAGGUGGCUUACUGUGAGAUAGCAAAUCGGAAGGUCAUGGAGGUGAUCAACUCUGCCAGGACCCGGCAAGAGCUCCUUCAUGCAAAGACUUUCCACAGCAGCCAGCAAGGCAGCUCCUUGUUAUCCCAGAAGGGCUCUCAAGCAUCCAGGGAUCUGAAACCAGAACCCGACACCUGGAUCUAUCCCUUAAUUCAAAUGAAACCUUUUGGGAUUCAAAUAGAUGAGGUGGUCACGGAGACGCUGCUGACAGAGGCUGAGCGGGACGCCAGGAUAUACCUCACCACUGGCUACUUCAACCUGACCCAAGCGUACAUGGACCUCAUCUUGGGCACGAGGGCUGAGUAUCGGAUCCUCCUGGCCUCACCGGAGGUGAAUGGGUUUUUUGGUGCCAAAGGGGUGGCAGGUGCCAUCCCUGCUGCCUACGUUUACAUAGAACACCAGUUCUACAGUGAGGUCUGCUACCUCCACCAGCAGGAGAGGGUCCAGCUGCAGGAGUACUCGAGGGCCGGGUGGACUUUCCAUGCCAAAGGCCUCUGGCUGUACCUGGCAGGAAGUGAUCUUCCCUGCCUCACCCUCAUUGGCUCUCCUAAUUUUGGAUAUCGAUCAGUUCAUCGUGACUUGGAAGCUCAGGUCGCGAUAGUGACCGAAAACAAAGCUCUGCAGCAGCAGCUCCACCAGGAGCAGGAGCAGCUUUACCUCUGCUCAGGUGUAGUCUCAUCAUCAACAUUUGAGCAGCCAAAUCGUUACGUGAAGCUGUGGGUGAAGCUGGUAACACCUCUGAUCAAGAAUUUCUUUUGAAAGAAGAAAAGUUGCUGCUUUGGGUUAAAGGUCCAGACGUAGGUGGGACCUCGCGUUCGUGUCUUAUAGACAGGACAUUCGUAGAUGUUCUUGGUGUCCACGCGGUCCCCAGGGAUGGCUCUGAUGAGCAUGACUGGCAUCAUGGGCGUCAGCUCCUUCAGCCGCGAGUCUGCGAUCGUACCCGAGGAGAUGUCCCAGCGCGCACCUGCAAUGACACCACAGCGGCAGCGUCCUGGCUCUGCCCUGCCUGUGACACUGUGGGGUGCUCUCAUAGCUGCUGGGGGGAGGGAAGGAGCUGCUGUAGCAGCAGUCAGGGAGGGAGUUGCAGCCAUGGUUGGGACGAACAUGUUCUCAUCUCCCUGGGACUCAUGAAUGCAUUUUGCCUUAUACCUGUGGGAUGGCAAAUAAAUUCUGUCCCCACUCAUCCCCUCAGCAUGGGUUUGCAUGAACAGUGCAUGGCCCAGGGUGGCACUUGGCCGUGGUGGGAGCCAUGCUAAGCUGUCUGUGAAAUGGGCCCCUUUGGUGCUCUGCUGCCACUGCCCUCUCAUUCCCCCUUGCUUUUUAGCAGGAAUUAUUUUAGGUUCUGAGGUUCCUGAUUUGUCUUGCUCUCACAUCAAAUACAAUAUAAUACAUUUACUUUAGUAACCAUGUAGCUUCAGCCACCCCAGUCCCCAGGUUUAUGACACUCAAUUUCCAAACCCCAAGUGUCUGGUUUGUGACCGGGCGGGUGCUGCCCUCAGCUGGUGUGUCCCGGGACUCAGAGUGUGAGCCUGGACUCAAGGCUCUGCUGCAUACCAAGGGCUGUGCACAUGGGAGUAAACCAGUGAGUAGCAACAGCCUGAAGGAUUUUUAAGGCUGCACUGGCCUUUCUCCAGGUCUCAGCCAUCUAAAGGAUGCAGUCUUUUACCUUCCAUGAACAAUCCAUGCACGUAGGAGCCUUCUCGGGGCGGUGCUGUUAUCUCCUCAUGGUUUUUCGUGGUCACGUCCACUGCGAGGCACAUCUUGUCCAGUGGCCACUCAUUUUUCCUGGCCAUGGACUGCAUGAUGGCCGUGAGGAAGGACUGGGGGUUGAAGAAUCCUGCCAGCCACACUGUUGCAGGCAGCACAAAGUCUGUUGUCCACACUUCCAGUUCCUGAAAAAUAAAAUUAGCAGAGAGUGAAAUGUGUGCUUUGAGGAGCAGAACAGCGCUGGGAGCAGGGACAGACAGAGGUGAUGCUUCACAGGCCCCUACACAAAUGUCUAGCAUCUUCUAGCCGGGGACACGGGGCUGGAGGUGGGUAGUAGUGAAUCAGUGGCAGCCUCCUCUGCAGCAAUGGAGCUGAACCCUUCACGUGGUUCGCAGGAGAUGCUGCUGUUAUUUUUUUAGCAAAGGUACAUUUAAAUAGAUGGUUUUAUGAAUGAUUUUUUUUCUUCUGAGGCAUAUAAAGCUCUGACGGGGUUAACGAUGUUCUUUCUUUGGAAAUGGUGAUAUACUCUAAUGGGGAACCCUUCUCAAACCUCUGCUGUUGUUCUUGGGUAAGAGGCCACUGCAGGUAAAUCCAAUGGCUUAAUAUUGAAAAAUAAAGCAGUCAACCACUGUACACCGAUGGAGGUGA